Molecule: messenger RNA, 1740 nt
Organism: Engraulis encrasicolus (European anchovy)
Lineage: Eukaryota; Metazoa; Chordata; Actinopteri; Clupeiformes; Engraulidae
Product: synaptonemal complex protein 3-like
Exons: 9
Coding region: 191-799 (202 amino acids)
Biological process (GO): meiotic cell cycle; spermatid development
Cellular component (GO): synaptonemal complex
Source: RefSeq, a predicted model, not a curated record
AUACAUCAACUUUCACGUGGCCGAAUAGUUUUCGCCAGCGUUCGGUUCUAGAUUAACGUUAUUUUCUAAACAGAAAUCAAAGUUUAUUAGUUUGUCCUACAUCGCCAAGGGAUCUUGUCAAAACGUUGAAAACAAUCUACCUUAAUUGAAGUGUAAAUUCACAUCAACUACUGCAUACCACAUUUCUGCCAUGGCAUCGAAGCGGUCUCUCCUGGGUGAAAAUGAUACCACAGUAAGCAAAUGCAAGAGAAACAAACACACAGACUCAGAGGAAGAAUUGCUGCCUAAGGAUUCCUUUAGGAACAUGAUUCACCAAUUUGGAGCUGAUGUAAACAAGGCUUUUAUCGCCAAGAGGAAACAGUUUAAUAACUUCACAAGUUCAACGUUAAAAAACAGCAGUCAGAAAAUGUCUAAGAUGUGGCAGAACCAGCAGAAAGACAGGAGUCGUAUUACAGAAGAUUAUAACUCUCAGUUCAAUGCAGUGUUUCAGCAGUGGAAAGUGGAUUUGAAUAAGACCAAAGACAUGGAUGAAAAGCUUGAAAGCAUGUUCCAUCAGCAGCAGAAGAUGUUUCAACACAUGAAGGCAGCUCAGGGCCAGAGACUGAAGACACUCAAACAACUUUUGGAACAGUACACAAAGGGCUUGAAGGAAAUGGACAAAACACAUGUUGAGGAACAAGGAGAGCUUCUGAAUGACUUGCGCCAGGAGAUGGGCGUCCUCCAGAAAAAUAUGCUUAUGGCCAACCAAAAACAGGAGAUUGCAUCUGUGCGCAAGUCCCUACAGACCAUGCUGAUGUGAUCUCACCGGGAAGCUACUCUCCAUUUUGCAUUGAGCACUGGGUGUUUAUAACUUGUGUAAUUUUGCUUGAUUACUAUUUAUUGAUCAAUGGUCAAGUGUCAGAGAUUAUCUUGGAUGUCAGUGUCUGCAUAUCACACUUCUAUAUUUUCAUAGCUACUGAGCAAAUAGAGGGACCUGUAUUUAUUCUUAAAGUAUUUACUUGUUAUAUUAUUAUUUACUUUACUACUUUAUUUAUUAUUUACUUUAUUCUCUGUAUUACAUCAAAACUCAUUUAAGUAAUAAAGGUCAGUUAUUGUAACAAAUGAGACUACACCACGUGUUAUCAUAAAUAUAGCAAUCUUUAUUUUUACAGGUGCUUUUUAUUCCAAAAUGAGAGAACAGCAAUUCUUACAAACCAACAGACAGAGAAGUCAGCUGGUCAUAGUUUGCCAGAAACAGUCAGCACACAAUGUAAUUUGAUUUAAGAGGAAAAGCUGUACACACAAGUUAUCUUUGACCUGUCAGAAUUCGAACAGGCUUAACGAGAACACCUAAACAUUCUGUGAUGUUGCCAUAUUCUUGAUUCAGAUUCUACCGCAGGCGACAACAUAGGUGAAAACGCCCUACACACUCGACCACUCAACAAACAACCUUUGUUAUGUACAAUUUUAUUUCCUUACAGAAUAUUUGGCCUCUAGAAACAGAAUAUGUUACGACUAUGACAGAGUUAACCCAUUCUGUAGUGGCAUUUGCCCACAGACAUUUUAAUUAUUGUAGUUAAUUGAGUUUUUUUUUUAACCGUCCAAAGAACAGUAGAAUCCAAAUAAACAACUACAGAAUGUAAUAGACAAAUGGGCAAGCAUUUCAUGCAAAACACAAAAUGGAGGAAUUCUACAAUGAAAAUAUAGCUGGUUAAUGUCACCGUGGCUAUGUUAGACCAAUGUUCCCACCAAAAACACAAG